AUGGAUACCUGGAACGCUAAGCCUGUUCCUAGGCCAGGAAUCCAGUACAUACCUAGCGUAUCCGGAAUAGGGAAUUCUAUUCAAUUCAAUAAUGCCUGUACAGAGUACUCCCACAGUACAGAAUCAGCUUGGAGAGGGAUAAUUAACAGGACUGAUUCAGUGAUCCAUGGUCCAACUCCAAGAAGGAUGUUUCCGUCCGUACGGUCCGUCCGUAGUUUUCCGAAGUUUAGGUCCGCCUCUAUUCAUACUCUGUCCGGGGCAAUGGAUGAUCUGGAUCAAUCAAUCAUUUCCUCAGAAAAGGUAUCUAUCUACCCGUAG
Rasamsonia emersonii CBS 393.64 is the source of this 318-nucleotide messenger RNA. RefSeq lists its product as uncharacterized. The coding region runs from base 1 to 318 and encodes 105 amino acids. The transcript has 6 exons. The record is from RefSeq and is a predicted model, not a curated record. Lineage: Eukaryota; Fungi; Ascomycota; Eurotiomycetes; Eurotiales; Trichocomaceae.